Molecule: messenger RNA, 2504 nt
Organism: Baudoinia panamericana UAMH 10762
Lineage: Eukaryota; Fungi; Ascomycota; Dothideomycetes; Mycosphaerellales; Teratosphaeriaceae
Exons: 2
Coding region: 1-2040 (679 amino acids)
Biological process (GO): lipid metabolic process
Cellular component (GO): cytosol
Molecular function (GO): acetoacetate-CoA ligase activity
Source: RefSeq, a predicted model, not a curated record
AUGUCGGACACGAACGGCUCGCCGAAGACGCCGGAGCUGCUAUGGAGGCCCAGACGGGCCGGAAAGACGCCAAUGGAUGAAUACAGACGGCACGUCAACCACAGAUUCUCCCAAAAUCUGAGAACGACGCGAGAGUUGCAUCGAUGGAGCGUGCAACACCCACAGGACUUCUGGAUAGAUUUAUACGAUUACCUUCGCUUCACACCCAAGCUACCGCGCGGCAUGACCAAAGCCUAUGAUGACAGCGUACCUAUGAGUUCGAACCCGCCUUUCUUUCCUGGACUACGAAUGAACUAUGCUGAGAACGCUAUGUUCGCUAAUCCUGAUUCAGAUGCCAUUGCUCUUGUGGGUAUCAGAGAAGGCAUGGAUCUCAAUCGCGAAGACGGCGAGCAACUCACUUGGCGAGAGUUUCGAGACAGAGUCCGGUUGACGGCCAGCGCGAUGCGACAUUGUGGCGCAAAGCAAGGCGAUCGAGUCGCCGCGUUAGUAGCGACCUCGAUUUGGGCUAUGGUACUUUUCCAUGCAAGUGCUGCGAUAGGCGCAAUCUUCACCUCGAUCAGCCCCGAACUCGGUCUCGAAGGCUGCGUUUCUCGGUUACAGCAAGUUACGCCGAGCAUUCUGUUUGCCGAUAGCGACACGGUCUACAAAGGCAAGGCCGUAAAUAUCACAGCCAAGACCAAGCAGAUACUCGACCGGCUUAGUCCGAGACCGCAGACGUAUAUCAUUCCGAUAGUGUCAAAGCCAACAGACUUCGCUUCAAUCGACGACUUCCUCAACAAGGCCAAUCAGUCUGAGCCACUGACCUUCGCCCCAACUUCGUUCAACGAUCCAUUGAUGAUCUGCUACAGCUCAGGCACAACCGGCGCACCGAAAUGCAUAGUCCACCGCCACGGCAUGAUCAUUCAGAUGAAGAAGAUCUCCGCGAUUCACAACAGCACUACCACCGCCGACGUGAUACUCCAGUAUUCCUCAACCUCCUGGGUCGUCUUUUACGUCAUGUGCGGAUACUUUGCGUGCGGCGCAAAGACGGUCGUCUAUAACGGCAGCCCAAUGUAUCCGGACGCCAAGCAACUGCUACGGAUGGUCGAGAAGUACAAAGUAACGUACUUUGGAACGUCGCCGAGAUACUUGCUUGAAGUGGAGAUGUCGAAGACAAUGCCAAAGCAUGAGCUGGAUCUGUCUUCUCUCCGUAUAGUGUAUACUACAGGCGCCACGCUUUCCGCGGAGCAGUAUCGAUGGUUCUACUCCGCCUUUCCACCGGACGUCCACCUUUGCAACACCGCUGGAGGCACUGACACAGCAACUUCACUGAUUGCUGCUGAUCCUUGCGGACCUAUACAUGCUGGCGAGAUGCAGAUCUUCGGUCUCGGAAUGGAUGUUGACGUUGCAGAUCCUGUGACGGGAGAGUCAAUGUUGCAGACUGGGGAAGCAGGUGAGAUGGUUGUCCGAAAACCAUUUCCGAGUAUGCCUUGCUUUUUCUGGGGCGACGAAGGGAACAAGAAGUACCGUGAGAGCUACUUUGAGAGGUUUGACAAGUUUGAUAUGUGGGCGCAGCAUGACUGGCUGAGCUCUAAUCCCACGACAGGCGGGCUAGUUAUGCAUGGUAGGAGUGACGGUGUACUGAACCCGUCAGGCAUUCGCUUCGGCAGCGGCGAAAUCUACGCUAUCGUCGAAGCUGCGCCCCUCAACAGCCGCAUUUCAAACAGUCUGUGCGUCGGUCGACGGCGCCCGCAAGACCACGACGAGGACGUCUUCCUCUUCCUCGUCAUGUCGCCACCUAAUCAGCUAACGCCGGAGUUCCGAGCGCAAGUCAAGGCCGCCAUACGCCAAGCCCUCUCGCCACGGCAUGUGCCAAAGUUCGUACUCCAGGUGCCAGAUAUACCAGUCACGAUCAAUGGCAAGAAGGUCGAGACCGCAGUCAAGCAGGUCUUGUCGGGUAAGGAGGUGAAAGCGAGUAAUACUGUGCUUAACCCAGAAACCAUCGGGUUCUUUAAACGGUUUCAGGAUCUGGAAUCAGAGCCUAAGGCAGCUAAGCUGUAAAUGUAUGCGCUUUCCCUAUGCUAGAUGAUUGGGAAGUGUGUCGCAGCAGCCACAGGCAGACUCUAAACUGGCCGCUCAUUACUAGAUCCGAUAUCAGAGUUCUCCUCAACCGAUAUUAACAGGCUGCGCUCCGGCUUUGGGCACAUGUCCACUAUUGGCACAAAGCCCAUCGCAACGGAGUGCGAAAGCAGACAAGUCAAGGCGAAUGAGCUCGCAAGACUCGAGAUGGAUGGAUUGUGGCGGCCUCACCUGUAUACUACGUAGCGACUACGUCCGAGGCUGGGUAUGCCAUACCUAACCUGCAGGCGCACAGCUGCAGAGCAAGCUUAGCUGACACGAAUUCAGUUCUUGGACAGCGCUGUGCUCUGUCUACUUCGUGGGGCGGCGCUCGAGGACAUGCUACUCAUUCGAUGUCACAUGCUGUCCGUGAAUGUGAUGUGAUGCUUCUCGUACGUGGACUGAAC